Molecule: messenger RNA, 1693 nt
Organism: Drosophila innubila
Lineage: Eukaryota; Metazoa; Arthropoda; Insecta; Diptera; Drosophilidae
Product: serendipity locus protein alpha
Exons: 1
Coding region: 1-1638 (545 amino acids)
Biological process (GO): cellularization; cell migration; cell-cell adhesion
Cellular component (GO): adherens junction; catenin complex; membrane
Molecular function (GO): actin filament binding; beta-catenin binding
Source: RefSeq, a predicted model, not a curated record
AUGGAAAAAUUAUUUAUUCAGUUAAGUGCUUGUACAGAACUAAUUGAAAAAGGCAGCACCGGAAAUAUUUGUUGGUUAAAUAAAUUCUGUGCAGCAUUUCACAAGUUUGCAAGUGAUUUUAAAUUAUAUUUGCCAGAGUUGGCGCCCAAAUAUGAUUUAGAGGGCAAUAUUAAGAUACAUGUCGAGACAAUAUUUCUGUGCUUUACUCAGGUUCUCACUUGUAUCACACAAUUGGAGCGAACUAUCAAUAUUGAGGAAAAUCUUGGCCAUGGAGCUCAUCUUUUGGUAACACGUACCCACUUUCUGGAACGGAUUGAUUGGUGUGUGCGGCGAUUACAUGCAUCCCUAUAUCAACUGUAUGAGGAGGCGAGCGCCGCCACCGAGGUAAAGCUCGAGGAUCUAUCUUUCGUGGAACUUUUGGAUCUGUCACUUGAUAAACUUGAGUCCUAUAAUGAAAUUGUGCCCGAAAGUAUAAGUGAUAACGAAGAUGACACCAAUAGCUGUCGGGAUCUCAAUGAAGUACAAAAUUGUGGGGCUCAUCAAUUAUAUACCGAAGUGAAUCACAUUGUUAAACAUGCAUUAGCCUUUGCAAACGUGGCUUUGGCAUCAGAUAAAAAGGCACUGAGUUCUAUUUGUGAGACAGUUUUGGACGAAUGUACCGCCUUCGAGAGGAACUUUGAUGAACAUAAUCCUGGAGAGCGAAAACUAGAAGCCUUGUCGCUUCAACGUGCUUUAUAUUCAUUGGAGACAUACCUUAAUGAGGCCCUAUUGCGACUGAUCUUCACAAGCUUUUUCGACAUUGAGAAAGUAUCUGUAAUCCGGCUAAAGAAUAUAUUACAACUGUGUGAAGCUUCAAAAACUUCAGUCGAUAAACUCAUCUCAGAUUUUGAUGUUAAUAUGGAUCGCAUUCAACAGAUUGGAGUAAUUGCUAUAGCGUUUACCGAAGAUGUUAAGACUAAAACAAUUGUUCGUAGUUGUCUCGCAUCAUUGGAAUCGUUGGAUUCCUGCAUUCUACCCGCCUUCCAGCUUCAAACGACGACAUCCGGUAUACAACAUGCUGACAUCCUGGAACAUCACUUUAAGGAGGAGCUUGUGCUUUUUCGCAAUAUUAUUCAUGAAAUUAUUGACAGUCGUGCCUUAAUGAGCAGUUAUUUGGAUAUUUUAGCUGAAAGUAUUCACAGCGCCGAGAAACUUUAUCCCAAGGAUCAUCUGUUAAAUAUUGCUCAAAUGGGUAAUAUUUUGCAUCAACAUUUUCAGCUUAAGGUAAAUUAUCAGGCACUCGGGGAAGAUGGAAAACGCUUGCAUCAGGAUUUUGUUCUAAUUCUACGAGAAUGUCAGGCUGUACUGGAACUUUCGAUUCAUGUCGAUCCAAAGAGAAUAAUAAAGCGUUUCAAAAUUUUAUGUUCAGUUUUAGCGAAAUUACGCGAUGCUUUUGGUAUUAUCGUCAAUCAAGGAUCUGCUUGUGCCACCGAAAACUCCUUGACAAUGUCAAAAAACUUUUCUUCACGCCAUCGUUCAUUCACUAAGCCAAGAAAAAAUGAUAUCGUUUCUAAUGAUUGCGGAUUAAUAACUUCAGAUUCAGGCCAGGAUAAUGAUCUUAUAAGUUUUCAACUGACUGAAAUUCUGAAAAUUAGCUAAGUAAUAAUUAAGUACAUUAAACAUAAUUUAAAUAAAAAGAAUUCUGAAUUUCAAA